AUGCCUCUACUAAAUAAGAAACAAUUCGAAAGAAAUCAGGUCCCUCAUGGUAUAGCUCCUAAUACUAAAGUUUUUUAUCUGGAAGUCAGUAACGAAAUAUUCACUAAUUAUGACGAAUUCUUCGAUCGAACUGUUGCUCUCAAUUCAACGCAAUGGUCAUGUGAAUUCACUGGUAAAACCGGGCUAACAUACUUCGAAGCUUUACAGUCUGAGCAUGAGGCAAUGAAAGCUUUAGACGAUUUCCCAAUGUAUCUUAGAACUCCUAUUCUGUAUAUUAUUAAGAACUAUGUUUGUCGAGGAAGAUUUGAUGAUGUUUUGAACGAUAUCUCCUCAUUCUUAAAGGAUCGAUACUUCAUUGGAGAAGAAUGCAUGUUCCAAGAAGAUGGAACUAAAAGAAUUGCUAAGGUCCUAGAUUGUCAUGUAAAUUCUGAGAAAACUCAAAUCAAUGGGGAAAUGCCGAAAAAAGAUGCUAUAAUCCCAGCUGUUGAAUCUUAUCGUUAUAAAGUUAAAAUUAUUGAAGAAACUAAAGUUGAAGAUGAUGAUGGAGUUAGAGAAUACUUAUCAAGUCGUAGUUUCUCACGUAAUAAGCAUCUUGUAUCUAAGCCUAAGCUUAAGCUAUUUUUAAAACAUUUUUGUUAUUUGAACGGAGCAAGGUAUGAAGUCAAGGAAAAGUAUCUCAAAGAUUCGUCUCUCGACACGCUCACUUGGGACGAAAUAAUCGGAGGCCCUGAGCCUCUGUUUCCCAAAACACCAAUACUCCAAAGGGGUCGGCAGUCUAAAGUCCCCGUAAAUGGACAAACCACGCCAGACACUAAAGCAUCGGGCAAGCGGAAAUCUGCAGGAGGAAGAGGCAUGAGUGAAAAGAAGAAACAGAAGAUUAAUAUGCAACAGGAGGAGUUGGCGGGUUUAUUCGAAACCGCGAAAAAGCUAUCAGUGGACAUUUCCAACUAUGAGCAAAAUGAUCGUGUUCUCAGUAAUACAGAGAUUAAUAAGUUGAAAGAGAUUGUAAAAGUAGCCAAAGAACAGGAUCGUGAGUCAGCAAAAGAGCAGAAGAAACUUAAGCUGAAAGCAAAGUUUGAAUGGAAUAGAAAGAGAGAUGAUCUUGAAUGCGAUGAUCUGAAGCCAUUCCCCAACCUCCCCGCCGUUGAAAUACCGAAUUAUAUAAGUGAUGAAGACUUCUCCGAGUUUCUCACAAUCUUACAGUUCUUCAAUGGAUUCUUAGAGUUUCUACCUGUGAAAGAAAUUAGAGGGUCUUCAACUAUAUCAUUACAUGAUAUCGUGAUAGCUAUUCGGUGUAAAGAUCCCAAUCGAAGUCCAUACUGUGAUUUGAUGAAGAUUUUGUUGAUUGCAAGGUCUGAAGCCGCAGAUGAGGAAGACGGAAAUGAAGCUGAGAUUGAAAACCGUGAAGAGAUGCAACUAAUUCAACUUCAAAACUGCGAUCCCAUCCAUCCUAUUUAUGGUGAUGAGAUCAGAGAGAUGACUAGAUUACAUCGCUUGCUCAGGAAAACACAUGGAGACCCUGUUCGCCAUUUACCUGUCGAUUGGAUGACCAUAUCAGAAGUCCUCAGGCUUAUCAUUCUAACUUCGGGUUACUAUACAGGUUCAGCUACUCAUCGACACAGAUUGUUCGCUCGUGGUAACUAUCACGGAUAUGAAGAUCCAGGUUUCCAGUUCCGUUAUGAGCACCCUGAUGUAAUGGAGAAACUAAAAACAGGUUCUGUGUUCGACCUCAAUCCUAAGGAACGAUUGGAUCUGAUGCAAAUGGUCAUUUCUCAGUUAUUAACAUAUCAUAAGUUUCGAACUCUGCAAGAUGAAAGAAUCUCUCAGCUAUAUGAUACAAAGCGAGAAUGGAAAAAGCUCAGAACGUGGGAUCAGACGCAAGAAUUUGAUGCUCAUCAAGCUCAACUAGUUUGUGAAUAUGAACUCGAGAAGGAAGGAGCUGAGAAGCCUCGAGCUUCAGGAGCGGAAACUACGAGACUAAAAAGUCAUCUGAAAGCUCUUCGUGAUUCUAGAAGGAGUGAUAAAGACGAAUUUGAUCAGAUUGUUCUGGCAGGAGUUGAGUACGCAGAGUUGAACUUGCAAGAUAUACUCACAGCGAGAGAGUAUCAGAAAGAAAAGGUUAAGGAAGCUGAGGACAAGUUGUUAACUGCAAUUUUUGAUCUUUCAAGCGCUUGUGGUCAAGUAUAUCUCGGUCGAGAUAGAGCGUUCAGAAAUUACUUCAUUAUUGAUCGUCUUCCCGGAAUUUUGAUAGAAAAUCCAACAGAAAUGGACCAUAUUGGUUCUUGCUCGAAAGCGACACCUCUACAAGAGAGGAAUAAUACUAUGUCUGAAGUUGCUCAAAUUCAGAGUGUUCUCGGUUGCACAGGAACAAUGAGCACUUGUUCCGUACAUGGAGCAGUUGCAUCUAAAAGACCUCGAUGGUCACAUAUAACGACUAUCGAGAUGCUCGAUGAGGUCAUUGGUGUCUGCAAUCCUCGUGGAUUCCGUGAGUGCGAACUGACCGAAGAACUCACCUACUUCCGUCCUCGUAUCAUAGAAGUCUUAAAUAGAUUGAACAACAGAAUAAAUAUGGAUGCCUAUUGCUUGAACACUUUAACGACAGCAGGAGACCCAGCUACUUAUAAGAGUGCUAUUGUUUUUGAAGAGGAGAUGAAGGAAAUAUUGUUGGAUUUGGAAGACAAGUUAAACCGCGGAUUGGUCGGAGAACUUCCCUCUGAUAUUGAUCGCGAAGCUUGGAGAAAGCAACUUGAAGAAACUGGGGAUAUCGCUGAUACCAUAAAGGAAGAUAUGUACUUGCGAGAUGAACUCAUCUAUUCUCUGUCUGAUACAGAGAAUGAAGAGAAGAACACGAUAGUCAGAAGUCUGGCAUUAGCGUUCUUACAACUAAUUCAAGGCGUCGACAUGAAAUAUUUCCGCGCUCCCUUCACUAACCCAUCCCAGAGUGAACCUGGUACUGUUAAUGCUUCCAAAUGUUUUGUUAAUUGGCAAAAAGGAUUGUUACAAUGCGAGUCUGUAUCUGCAUUGUUCUUAUUCCUUUCCACUAUUGAACCUGCGAUUUUAUGGGACAAGAGUCGUUUACAGGGCAAAUGUGCAACAUGUAGAAAGAAGGCUGAUGCUGAGAAUUUAGUACUAUGUGUGGAUUGCAAUAAGUGCUUCCAUCCUGUGUGUGUUAAACUUUCUGCUGCUGCUCCUAUUCCAAAAGCAUGGACUUGCUUUGAUUGUACUACAACUCGGAAGAAGAAGUUAGCUGUGGAAAAACGUAAAGCUACUAGAGAAGCUGCUAUUCUUGCAUCGAGUCAGAGGAAUGGUAGUGAGGAUGGAAAUGAAGACUGGGAGAAUGACGGAGAAGCAAUUGACAUCACUAGAACAAGCAGUGGUCGUACAGUCAAACGAGUGACAUAUAAAGAAAAUUAUUUGCCCCAUAGCACUCCUCCUUUCAAUUCACGCAGACAGUCCAAGUCAAAUAUGUCUUAUGAUAGUAUCGAUGAAGAAGAGGAUGAGUCAGGACUGAGCAGAAAUAGCAAGCGAAAGAGAGAAGAACCAAUUCGAGAUGCUUCCUUCAGAACAUUGUCGACCGGCUUGAGAGAGCAAGAUUCAAAUUCCAAAGAAAAGAUGGUGAGAUUAGAACAAACCAUUAGGGCGGCCAUGAAGCAAGACUAUGCUUGGCCUUUCUUAGAACCUGUGAAUGCUAAAGAAGUUCCUGAUUACUAUGAUAUCAUUCGGAAACCUAUUGAUCUGAGAACUAUGAUGAACAAAAUUAAAAAUCGUUGUUAUGAUUCCCCAGAAGACGUACGCGAAGACUUAUCAUUACUUAUAAGCAACUGUAAACUGUACAACGAAGAAGGCAGUGAAAUAUUUGAAUGCGCUGUUCAAUUGGAUGGCUUCUUCGAUGAUAACAUCAAAGAGUUGUUCGAUAAUAAGAGAGUGAAGCGACGAUAA
Auanema sp. JU1783 is the source of this 3939-nucleotide messenger RNA. Lineage: Eukaryota; Metazoa; Nematoda; Chromadorea; Rhabditida; Rhabditidae. The record is from the annotation of a GenBank genome assembly.